This is a messenger RNA of Australozyma saopauloensis, 687 nucleotides long. It is a transcript of the gene DCG1, whose product is annotated as Dcg1p. Lineage: Eukaryota; Fungi; Ascomycota; Pichiomycetes; Serinales; Metschnikowiaceae. The coding region runs from base 1 to 687 and encodes 228 amino acids. The transcript has a single exon. The record is from RefSeq and is a predicted model, not a curated record.
AUGCCCUCUAUCCUCGUAAUCAAUCCAAACUCGUCUCAAAAAGUCUCGGACAACUUGGAGAAGAUUUUGGUUCCACCUCCAAAUACUAAUCUUUUCUUUUAUACGGCCCCAGCUGAGGCUCCAAAGGAGAUUGAUGGAACGGAAUCUCUGAUUGAGUCUGAACAAGUGGUCCUUCCUGAUCUCUUGGCCAAAGGGCUCCACGAAGCCUACGAUGGGUACCUAGUGUGUUGUUAUUCGGACCAUCCACUAAUUCAUUCGCUCGCUAAAAGUACUACGAAGCCCGUGUUGGGAAUAAUGCAGGCUACGCUUUUGUACAGUUAUUCCAACGCCAGACUUAACAAGCUGUUUGUGUUGACCAGUACUAGCGGCUGGAAUGCUACUUUGGAUGAGGCCAUAACGUCUUUUGGUGGUGCUGGUGUAUUCCCUGCUCAGAAAUUCCAGAGAACCCGUGCUUUGGAUGUGCUGGUCUUGAGUUUGGCAGACGAAGACGAGUUUGCUAAGAUAUCCCGCCGCGUUGCCGAGGUCUUUGACGAGUACAAAGAAGAUAAGAUCGAUGCGGUGUUGUUGGGGUGCGCUGGUAUGGCAGGCUUGGAUGAGAAGCUACUGGCGUUGUAUCCAGAGGUGGUGUUCGUGGAUAGUUGUAAGGUUGGCGUUGAGUUCUUGUCGGCACUCACCAGACUUUGCUAA